AUGUCUCUUAAUUUUUCUGAUAAUUCCAAGAAAGAGGCAUGGUUUGAUGAAGAUAUGUUUUUCAAUAAAACGAAUCCUACUAAAGUGAAUAUCACUACUUUAGAUGAUAAUGAUGUGUAUUUUGAUGAGGCGAAUGAAGAGGUCCCUUCAGGAUCAGAUAAUACGCAUGAUGUUCUUUGGUCUUUUCAUUAA
Funneliformis caledonium is the source of this 192-nucleotide messenger RNA. The record is from the annotation of a GenBank genome assembly. NCBI's taxonomy places the organism in Eukaryota, Fungi, Glomeromycota, Glomeromycetes, Glomerales, Glomeraceae.